GCCUCAGGUUGGGCUCGCAGCGGCUGCCAUCUUGGUCGAGGGACGGAGGAGCUGCUGCGCCGCUGUGCCCGGGCUUUCUUAAUCCAUCAAGAAAAGGCAACCAACAGUGAUUUAAACAUCUUGAUCUAUAAGAUUCAAGAUCCAGCCCGUAUUAUGGCUGGCAGUGGGUCCAGAUCAGGACCAUCCAGUGGGUUUUCCAUGAAAUCACAGCUUCAGAUCACUGUUAUUUCAGCAAAACUAAAAGAAAAAAAUAAAUGGUUUGGACCUAGCCCUUAUGUGGAAGUCUCAGUAGAUGGACAGUCAAAGAAGACAGAAAAAUGCAACAAUACAAAUAGUCCGAAGUGGAAGCAGCAUCUUACAGUAAUUGUCACUCCUGUAAGUAAAUUAAAUUUUCGAGUCUGGAGCCAUCAGACAUUAAAAUCUGAUGUCCUUCUGGGAAGUGCUACUCUGGACAUUCAUGAGACUUUGAAAUCAAACAGUAUGAAACUUGAGCAGGUAGUGGUGACAUUGCAUCUUGUUGGUGACAGAGAACCAUCAGAAGUAGUAGGAGACUUGUCUAUCUGUCUAGAUGGAAUGCAGGUAGAUCCUGAACUCCUAACCAAUGGUGAUGCCUCAAGUACAAGAAGUCCUACACAGAAUGAUAUCUCCAAAGUAAAGAAUGAUACACGGACUAACUCAAAUGGCCUUGAAAGCUGUGAAGAUACUACAUCCAAUGAAAACAAGACUGUUAAUGGCAGUGAUUCUCCAUUACUCACAAAUGGAAACUGCAAACCUGCUAGACCUCCCAGGCCUUCUAGACCACCUCCACCCACUCCCCGCAGACCCACUUCAGCAGCUGCAAGUGUAAAUGGUCCUUCAUCGACAUCCACAGAAAAUGAUGGGGCCAGUGCAGGAUCACUGGCAGGUACAGCUGCAAAUACAUCUUCAGAACAAAGCCCUGAGGGGGCAACAGCUGCAACAACAACUCCUGCAACUGCUGCACUCACCACACCUCCAGUAUCAAGACAAGUCCAGCCAGUAAAUCCUCCACCUCAGGCACUUACUACAGUCAGUCAAGGUCCUCUUCCCCCUGGUUGGGAGCAAAGAGUAGACCAACACGGCCGAGUGUACUAUGUAGAUCAUGUUGAAAAAAGAACAACGUGGGAUCGGCCAGAGCCUCUUCCUCCAAGUUGGGAGCGGCGAGUUGACAACAUGGGAAGAAUUUAUUAUGUUGACCACUUCACUAGAACAACAACAUGGCAGAGACCAACGUUAGAGUCUGUCCGGAAUUAUGAGCAGUGGCAGCUUCAGCGCAGUCAGCUUCAAGGAGCUAUGCAGCAAUUCAAUCAGAGGUUUAUAUAUGGGAACCAGGACUUUUCAUCCACACAGAACAAAGAGUUUGAUCCUCUUGGCCCUUUGCCACAUGGAUGGGAGAAGAGAACUGACAGCAAUGGCAGAGUGUAUUUUGUUAACCACAACACUCGAAUCACUCAGUGGGAAGAUCCCAGGAGUCAGGGGCAAUUAAAUGAGAAACCCUUACCAGAGGGCUGGGAAAUGCGAUUCACUGUGGAUGGUAUUCCAUAUUUUGUGGAUCACAAUAGAAGAACCACUACAUACAUAGAUCCCCGCACGGGCAAGUCUGCUCUAGACAAUGGACCUCAAAUAGCUUAUGUGCGUGAUUUCAAGGCAAAGGUCCAUUAUUUUAGAUUCUGGUGUCAGCAACUGGCAAUGCCACAGCACAUAAAGAUUACAGUGAGCAGAAAGACAUUAUUUGAGGACUCAUUUCAACAGAUAAUGAGCUUCAGCCCUCAGGAUCUACGGAGACGUUUAUGGGUUAUUUUCCCUGGAGAAGAAGGCUUAGAUUAUGGAGGUGUUGCAAGGGAAUGGUUCUUUCUAUUGUCACAUGAAGUUUUGAACCCAAUGUAUUGCCUGUUUGAAUAUGCAGGGAAGGAUAACUACUGCUUACAGAUAAACCCAGCCUCUUACAUUAAUCCAGACCAUCUGAAAUAUUUCCGAUUUAUUGGAAGAUUCAUUGCCAUGGCUUUGUUCCAUGGGAAAUUCAUUGACACUGGUUUCUCUCUCCCGUUCUAUAAACGUAUCCUAAACAAGCCAGUAGGACUCAAGGAUUUAGAAUCUGUUGACCCAGAGUUUUACAACUCUCUCAUCUGGGUAAAAGAGAAUGAUAUUGAAGAAUGUGGCUUGGAAAUGUUUUUCUCAGUUGAUAAAGAAAUUCUAGGUGAGAUCAAAAGCCACGAUUUGAAGCCAAAUGGUAGCAACAUUCUAGUCACAGAAGAAAACAAAGAAGAAUACAUUAGGUUAGUAGCAGAAUGGAGACUUUCCCGGGGAGUUGAGGAGCAGACACAGGCUUUCUUUGAAGGCUUCAAUGAAAUUCUGCCACAACAGUAUUUGCAGUAUUUUGAUGCUAAGGAACUGGAGGUGCUUCUGUGUGGAAUGCAAGAAAUUGAUUUGAAUGACUGGCAGAGACACACCAUCUACAGGCACUAUACCAGAACCAGCAGACAGAUAGUGUGGUUCUGGCAGUUUGUGAAAGAAAUAGAUAAUGAGAAGAGAAUGAGACUCCUGCAGUUUGUUACUGGAACAUGCAGAUUACCAGUGGGAGGAUUUGCUGACCUCAUGGGGAGCAAUGGACCCCAAAAAUUUUGUAUUGAAAAAGUUGGAAAGGAAAACUGGUUACCUAGAAGUCACACCUGUUUCAAUCGCUUAGACCUUCCACCCUAUAAGAAUUAUGAGCAAUUGAAGGAAAAGCUGUUGUUCGCAAUUGAAGAAACAGAAGGAUUUGGGCAAGAGUAGCUAAAAUUUGCACCUUUGAAGAAUGUGAACUCAACACGAUGUAUGUUCUUCACUUCUUCUGCUUGUUGCACACUUCAUUGUAAAGUAGACUUGACUUGGAUUUAUUUAACAAUACUAAUGUGUAAGUAAGUGGAUGUUAUCCUGAGGUUUUAUCCACAUUAACUCUGGAUUUCUACUCAGCACUUUCAGAAAUCAAAAGAGCAAUCAGAUAUGGCUACAGAUGAAUUAUGACCUAAGUAGAGGUUUAAUACAGCUUGAGGCUCUGCUUUGUUUUUACCAUUCACUAAUUAGAAUGUGUCCUUAAUGACUGACAGAUUUUUAACAAUAGUUUUGUCUUUCCUUUUUAGUAGCAUUUUUUGCUACUGAUGCACUGGGAAGUUCAUUGGUAGCUGCAAUGCUGCAGCAGCAUCAUAAGCCUCUUUACAGCAGUGUUAUUAGAGCCAGCUUGUAACCAUCCUCUGCGUGCUGUGAGCAAAUUCAUUGCUGAAGCUUUUUUUUCUAAUGCAAGUGUGGCCAGACUGGUUUUUUUUCCCCGCCUGGAGUCUGCACACAUGCCAGCUGGACUCAAGCUGCUGUUCAGGGGAUGUCAAACUGUGGCACAAAUGCAGGGCAUAGCUUUGCUGUGUUGUUUUCCCAGUCUUUGCUCAUUUCAGCAAAAUAGACACCUGCUCAGUUAUUAGAACAUUUUGGUGUGCCCUCAGAAGAAUCUGAUCAUUUUCUCUGUAACACAUUUUACUUUUAAAUCAAUAUUAGCACUGUGGUACUUCCCUUGUUUUGUAAAAGACAAGACCACCUGGGAUUGCACUGAUUCCAUUUAGGUUCCCAUUUGCAGACUGACGUUUCUUGUCAAAAGUGUUAGUGGACAUUAUUCUCAGUAUUAUUCUUACAUGUUGCAGUCAGUUUGCUCUGAGGACUGUUAUUGAGUUCUCGAAGAGGUACAAAACAACUGGCUUCAGAAAAUGACAAUACAGUUUUUGCUGAUGAUCUGUGAUACUGACUAAGGCAUCUAAUCUAAGAGGAUUAGAAAGUUCAGACAUGGAUUACAGAUGUUUGAAAAGUUGAAGCAUCAGUAAAUAGUUCCAUAAAGACUGAAAGGAAGGUUGGGGGGACAGGGGAGGUCUUAAGCUAAUUCACCCUCAGCUGCUUAUAGCUAGUAACUUUUGUAGUGAAUUCCUAUUGGGUUAACACCAUCUUUUACUUCCUUUUUGAAUCUGUUUAUAUUCAAUUCCCUUCUGGUUUACAGUAACAUUUUGCAUUUUACUGCUCCUUUAGACUGAAUGCACUUUUUGGGAAUGGUCAGCUGUUUCCCUGUCUGAAGGGAGGAAAGCAAGCUCCAGUGAGAUGAGCUGUUUGCUGUAUUAAGAGACAGGUCACUUGAAAUAGCACAUGGCACAUGUCACUUCAUAACUGCAGCUGAAAGCAUUGGGAUGAGACCUAGAUCCCAGAGCUGAGACAGGACAGUGGGAAACUGCAAAAACCCAAUUUACAGUCUUGACAAGAAUCUUUUUUUCCUGCUGUCCUUUCUGUCUAAACUAUGAGAGGGAAAAACUGAUUCAGGCCUAAGAAGAACCAAGACACCACAGUUUUUAACCGGCUUCGAGAGUUUUUCAGGUCAUACAAAGUGAUAAAUGCUUAUUGUAAUGCAGAAUGAUUAGACUUUAGAGUGACUAAUUCUUUUGUCAUGCAUCUUCUAAGAAAGCCAUGGAAAAGAGUUUUUAAUUGUAAAGAAAUGACCCUUUCUUGCUGUUUCAUUGGUAGUGAGAAUUAACCUGACUUCGUGGUUUUACUAGAAGGAAACUCUGCCGACUUAAAAACAUUUGAUGGUUAUAUUACAUGUACAGCUCAUGAGGAGAGGAAAAGCCUUAUAAAUAUUUUCUGUUUAUAUUAAUUCUUACAACGAAAUAUAGUUAUCUAACAUAUUUACAAGAGAGAUUAAAUUAAGCAAGAUAAUGCAAGAUUAAGCUAUGAAAAAUAGUCUGUGUUCUGCAUAACGCUUUAUGAUUCAUGUAGGGAACCUAGAACCAUUGUUAAUGUAUAAAUAUCACCCAAAAGGCUUUCAGCCCUAUAUUUUUAAAAUAAAGAAUAGCUAUAAUUAAAAUAGCCUUAGCCCUAGUUCUAUAGGGUAUGGCUGUUUAAUAUUUUUAUGGUUGAAAUGUUUAGUUCAGGAAAAAGGUAAAUGCUUGUAUAUAUUUUUGCAGUCCGGGAUUCCACUUAUUCCAUUCUUCUUUCUUUAAUUUAAAUGGCAUGUUUAUGUGUCUUUUCUGCUGUACUAGGGUAGGGGAAAGGAGGCUGGAUAUCCCAAAGCACCAGAUACAAUUUUAAAAUACUGCAAGUAAAAAAUUCCUUAGGGGAAAAAGCAAAUCUGUGGAAGACAGGAUUUGGCCAAAGCUGAACAAAUGUAAAGCAACUUUACUGUGUGAAAUUGGCGAUAUUUCUGAAGUCAGAGGUUAAGAUUGCUUAGGCAUUUUACUUUCAGCAUUGUGAAUGCUAACAAAACUGUUCCAUUUUUACAGCACGUUGUGUAGAAAUAAAAAAGAAUUGACGUGA
Messenger RNA from Colius striatus (speckled mousebird), 5337 nucleotides. It is a transcript of the gene ITCH, whose product is annotated as itchy E3 ubiquitin protein ligase. Bases 154 to 2790 code for a protein of 878 amino acids. Lineage: Eukaryota; Metazoa; Chordata; Aves; Coliiformes; Coliidae. The record is from RefSeq and is a predicted model, not a curated record. Gene Ontology annotation, biological process: ubiquitin-dependent protein catabolic process; protein K63-linked ubiquitination; protein K29-linked ubiquitination. Gene Ontology annotation, molecular function: ubiquitin protein ligase activity; protein binding. The transcript has 25 exons.